This is a messenger RNA of Trypanosoma cruzi, 834 nucleotides long. Its product is annotated as protein phosphatase 2C, putative. Gene Ontology annotation, molecular function: protein serine/threonine phosphatase activity. The transcript has a single exon. NCBI's taxonomy places the organism in Eukaryota, Euglenozoa, Kinetoplastea, Trypanosomatida, Trypanosomatidae. The record is from RefSeq and is a predicted model, not a curated record. The annotation marks the transcript as partial. Gene Ontology annotation, biological process: protein dephosphorylation.
AUGCAUCAGCCAAAUGUGCAAAAAUCAUCGGGGUCUAAAGAAAAUGCCUGGUUAUCUUAUGGGUUUAGCUGCAUGCAAGGAUGGCGUAGAAGCAUGGAAGAUGAUCAUGUAGUGCUGCUUGAUGACGAUGGAGGUUUUUUUGGUGUCUUUGACGGCCAUAGUGGAUCAAACGUCGCAAGGUUUUGUGCCGGAAACCUCUUUGAUUUUGUAUCAAAGACUGCGGCAUUUGAUGAGGGGAACUACGCAAAGGCUCUGUAUGACGGUUUUCUUGCCAUCGAUAAACAUUUGUAUGCCAACUACUCGAAUGAGAGGAGUGGCUGCGCGGCAAUUGUCCUUUUCAUUAAGGAAGAUGACUUGUAUUGCGGUAACGCUGGGGAUAGUCGCUGUGUUUUGUGUCGUGACGGGGAGCCACUGCCCCUCAGUAAUGACCACAAGCCAUUUCUUCCAACCGAGUUAGCAAGGAUAGAAAGGGCAGGGGGAUAUGUAUGGAACCGCCGCGUCAAUGGAGCUCUUGCACUUAGCCGAGCCAUUGGGGACUUUGUCUUUAAGUGCAACAUGCAGGUGUCAUGGGAUCAGCAGGCCGUUACGAGUGCUCCAGAGGUGCGUUUUAUUCGUUUGAAUCGCGACCAUGACGAGUUUGCCGUCAUCGCCUGUGACGGUAUAUGGGAUGUGCUAAACAAUGAUCAAGUAGUAGAAUUUGUGCGUCACCGCAUUCAGUCCCAUAUUCCUCUGGAGAAGAUAGCGGAAGAGCUUCUCGAGCGGUGUCUCUCCCCACGACCGUUUGGUGUCGGAUGCGAUAACAUGUCAGUUGUGAUUCUUCAAUUUAAACGAACA